UCGUUCAGUGAGAGCUUAGCUUCGAGGCAGAACGCACACGCUUAGCUUGCUUCGUGAAAUGUGCCCAGCAUUUAUGCGGAAAAACAACAUAUGAAGAGCACAAUACAAUCUGUUACCAAUAGAAUACAGUAUAUAAACAAGAGCUAUCCUGGUGGACAUUCUGUGACGCGAUUCAAAGGAAACUAGACCGAGAGGACAUCAUGAACUUAAAGCUAAGUUUUACGGCACUCUUUUCGCUGCUUUCGCUUGUAAAUAUCGUUACGUCUAGUCGGACGUUUGAGGUUGAUUAUGAUAAUGAUCAGUUCCUAAAGGAUGGACUACCUUUUCGCUUUAUAUCUGGUUCCUUUCACUACUUUCGCGCACAUCCAGACACCUGGUCACGACAUUUGCGAACAAUGCGUGCCGCCGGCUUAAAUGCUGUCACCACAUACGUUGAAUGGUCGCUGCAUAAUCCACGAGACGGUGUCUACGUUUGGGAUGGCAUUGCAGAUCUGGAGCGCUUCAUCCGUCUGGCGGUGAGCGAGGAUCUGCUGGUGAUACUACGCCCGGGUCCCUACAUAUGUGCCGAGCGAGACAUGGGCGGUUUUCCCUAUUGGCUUCUCACCAAGUUCCCAGGCAUUCAACUCCGCACAGCCGAUACUAACUAUCUGAGCGAAGUUCGCAUCUGGUACAACCAGCUGAUGACCCGAAUGGUGCCAUAUCUAUAUGGCAAUGGCGGACCCAUUAUCAUGGUUCAGGUCGAGAACGAAUACGGCUCGUUCUUUGCCUGCGAUCUCAACUAUCGCAACUGGUUGCGCGACGAGACACAGAGCUAUGUGAAGGACAACGCUGUCUUGUUUACCAAUGAUGGACCAACAGUGCUGCGUUGCGGCAAGAUUCAAGGUGUUCUGGCCACAAUGGACUUUGGUGCCACACGCGAUCUUAAGAGUAUUUGGGCCAAGUUGCGUCGCUACGAGCCGAAAGGUCCCCUUGUGAAUGCAGAGUACUAUCCUGGCUGGUUGACCCACUGGACCGAACCGAUGGCCAAUGUUAGCACGAAUUCAAUAACUGGAACAUUUAUUGACAUGCUGAAUAGCGGAGCAAGCGUCAAUUUCUACAUGUUUUAUGGCGGCACCAACUUUGGCUUUACGGCGGGGGCUAAUGAGAAUGGUCCGGGCAACUACAUCGCAGACAUAACCAGCUACGACUACGAUGCACCCAUGACAGAGGCGGGCGAUCCCACGCCCAAGUAUUGGGCUCUACGCCGCAUCAUUGGCAGGUAUUUGCCUUUGCCAGAUGUACCAGUGCCAGAUCCGGUGGCAAAGCGCGCUUAUGGAUCUGUUCGAUUGGCUAGCUGCUGUUCUCUGUUCUCCAGCGAGGGGCGACAAAAGCUGGCAACGGGUGUGGUGCGCUCCAACAAACCAAUGACCUUUGAGGCAUUGGAACAGAACUCCGGACUGGUGUUGUAUGAAACCUGGUUACCGGCCCACUUCCAACGGGAUCCGAGCGUCUUGUAUGUGACCGGACUCGCUGAUCGAGCAUAUGUCUUUGUGGACAAUGAAAUCGUGGGCAUACUCGCCAGAGAGACGCCUAUCUAUGAAAUGCCGCUGAGCGCGAGCUCCGGCAGACUUUUGCAAAUACUUGUGGAGAAUCAGGGUCGCUUGAACUAUGGACGCCAAUUGAAUGACUUCAAGGGUCUGACAAAGGAUGUACGAUUGGACAAACAGGUGCUGAGCAACUGGAAUAUGACCAAGUAUCCGUUGGAGUCAUACGAAAGUCUGGAGCAGUUAAUUCUUGAGUCAACUGAGUCGGCACACUUUGGCUUCCAGGACCUAAAGAAACCACAAUUAUUGCUCCGAUCCGGCCCUGGCGUCUACCAUGGUGUACUGAACAUCAACAAGAGCGAUCAGCUGGCUGACACUUAUUUGGACACGACAGGCUGGGGAAAAGGUAUCGUGUUCAUAAACGGCGAGAAUCUGGGCCGAUACUGGCCACUUGUGGGACCCCAGGUAACCCUCUACGUGCCUGCUCCAGUGCUUAAGAUGGGUGCUAACCAAAUCGUUCUGGUGGAGUAUCAAAUGGCACCCACCUCAAUGGAACUGCAGUUUCGCGAUACGCCCAUCCUGAAUGGCAGAUCUUAACAUUAGCUUAGCUUAGACUAGAAUUAGUGAGUGCGUUGUGCAUCAUGUAAAUGUUUACUGGAUUAAGUAUUUUGUGAGGCAUUAAAGUAUGGUGACAGCGUC
Molecule: messenger RNA, 2222 nt
Organism: Drosophila nasuta
Lineage: Eukaryota; Metazoa; Arthropoda; Insecta; Diptera; Drosophilidae
Gene: Ect3
Product: Ectoderm-expressed 3
Exons: 5
Coding region: 201-2120 (639 amino acids)
Biological process (GO): carbohydrate metabolic process
Molecular function (GO): beta-galactosidase activity
Source: RefSeq, a predicted model, not a curated record